AUGGCUGCGCCACAAGAAACACAUGCACUAGACGAAUCCUCAUGGUGGGACACUUACAAUUAUCAUUCAAUUGAAGAGGUUUCAAAUUCUGAAAGGGUUGAAACCUUUGCCAAAGAUGGACUUUUAGAUGUAUGCGACUGGGUCGUGACGGAAAAGAUUCAUGGUAGUAACCUUUCUUUUAUCACAAAUGGUGUACAAGUCAAAUGCGCAAAAAGGUCACGACCUUUAUCGGAUUCCGAAGAAUUCUUUGGAUUUCAAACGGUAAAAGAAAAGUACCUUUCAAAUAUUCUCAAAUUAUGGCGAAUAAUGUCCUCCAGAAACUUGAUUCACUCAACUUUAAACUCCUCUGAAAAAAUCGUCACAAUAUAUGGGGAAUUAUUCGGAGGGAGGUAUACUCAUCCAGAUGUGAAGCCAGUUAAUUCUGCCGUGAUGUGUCAAUUCGGGAUCGAGUAUUGUCCGCAAAAUGAAUUCAUGGCCUUUGACAUAUUUGAUGGAAAUGAUUAUUUAGAUCAUGAUCCUAUGACGGAAUUAUUUGAAGAAUCCGGUAUUCCCUUUCUUAAACCAUUGUUUAGAGGUUCAUUUGAAGAUGCUUACCAUUUCGACCCUAAAUUUACUACCACAAUUCCGAGUAUAUUCGGAAUGCCACCAUUGCCAUUUCCAAAUAAAGCUGAAGGUGUGAUAAUUAAACCGGUGAAAACGCUUCAUGUGACCUCGAGUGCAGCGCGGACACGUGUGAUUUUAAAGAUCAAAUCUCCGAAUUUCGUAGAACGGGUUCGAUCCAAAAAGCGGGAGUUCAAGGAAACAUCACGUAGCGAACGAAAGAAACCACGUGAACCAAUGGACAAUCUAUUUGCCGAACUUGCGACAUUUAUUAACGAGAAUAGGGUCGCCUCUGUUGUUUCGAAAUUCGGUCCCAUCGUAACUAAAGGGGAGGAUGAAAGUGAGCUGAAUGAGAGAAUUAAUAAAGUAGCCGAAUUACUAUACAAGGAUGCAUUAACGGACUUUAAUAAGGAUGAUGAAUUACGGGAGAAAACAGAGAAAUUGCCAAAGUGGCAACAAGAAGUUAUUCGGAAAAGAGGAAAUGCCGAGUCCGUGAAGGUCGUAAAAGAAUAUGCAAGGAAAAUCAAAAGCGUACAUAAAGAAAACUGUAAGAAGAGGGAUAGCAGUGAUGAAUAA
Funneliformis geosporum is the source of this 1176-nucleotide messenger RNA. The record is from the annotation of a GenBank genome assembly. Lineage: Eukaryota; Fungi; Glomeromycota; Glomeromycetes; Glomerales; Glomeraceae.